Messenger RNA from Conger conger (European conger), 2346 nucleotides. RefSeq lists its product as uncharacterized. The coding region runs from base 190 to 1323 and encodes 377 amino acids. Gene Ontology annotation, cellular component: tRNA-splicing ligase complex. The transcript is spliced from 8 exons. Lineage: Eukaryota; Metazoa; Chordata; Actinopteri; Anguilliformes; Congridae. The record is from RefSeq and is a predicted model, not a curated record.
AUUGCUCAUGCCUAGGUGCGCAUCGACUACAUCUUGAAUUGGAAUUGAAGCAGGAAAUGUCACAUUUGUUUUGGGAGACAAGUGUAGUUUGAGCACAACAAGCCAGGCUCAUGUUUAUAGCUAGUUAUUUAGUUAGCUACGUUAUUUACGGUGAUCGCUGGCUAUGUAGCUUGCCUGUUCGGUUCAUUCAUGGCAAGAGAUUCAAAAACGGUGUCUGCUCUGAAGAAUCUUGGGUACCCUGGCAACGCUUGCUUGAAGCAAUGUAGCUGCGAAGAACUUCCCUGCCAAGUUCUGUCCUGGCUGGUAUCUGAGCUAAGGACAACAUGUCCAGAGGUACAGGGAGUCAACGAACAAGGUCCCACAGUGAGUGCCGUACUGGUGGGUGAGCUGAGGAUGAUUCUCAGAGACCUGCACUGUCCCUACGCUGCCCUGGCAACAGAGACGCUAUCCCCUGCGCUCCUCAACACAGCCACUGAGUUCCUGGUGACUGAACUGCAGGCGGUGAGGAUGCUACGGCGCAAGCAGAGCCACCCUGAGGACCCAGCAAGCGACGGCAAUGCCGAGAAGGAACAGAGAGAGGUAGAGGUGGAGGAGCUGGAGGAAGAAGAAGAAGAAAUAGGAGUAUGGGAUAAAAAAAAACAACGAGAAGUGCGAGAGGAGUCCGAGCAGCUCUUUCAGUCCCUGGGUCUGGAACCUUCCGCUCGGCUGAGAGACGCGUAUACUGAGGUGGAGUCGCGCGUCACUUCUCUGCCCAAGGGCACCAUGCCUGAGCCUCUCCUGAAGACGGCCCUGAAUUCGGACCAGUGGCGGCUCCUCCACCAGAUCAACCAGGCGCUCUCCCAGGACUACGAGUGUCGACGAAACAUGAUGACCAAGCGCUUCCAGGUCACCUUGGAGUCCUUCACCUGGGGUGAAAAGGGAGCUGAGCGUAGCGCAGUGCUUUCCACCGUGCCGCUCCUGUGCCCUGAGGCCCUCGGCUCCGGUGUGUCUCUCUCCCUCCUGCUGGCCGCCAGAGAGGACCAGUCCCGCAUCCUCCCGGUCAGAGCCGGGCCCAGCACAGCAGUCCACAAGAUUCUAAUGGGGAACGUCCCGGACAGAGGGGGGCGGCCGGGAGAAAUCGAGCCCCCCAUGCCCACCUGGCAGCGCCGCAGGGACGGGGGAGGAAGAGGAGGAGGAAGAGGAGGCGGUGACGGUGCCGGCCACCAGCGAUGGGGCAAUAAGAAGCAGAAGAAGAAGAAGAAGAAGAAAGAUGGAAUGAGGGAGGACAGGAACGAGUCCGCAGAAGGCGGACAGAUCAGCGGCGAGAGGGAAAAGGAGGAGUAAAAGAGAGGGAGGAGAGAAAGAGGGAGGGGCAGCUUAAUCAUGCUGCGGGCUGUGUAGAAGUUACCUUCAGGGUAGGCAUGGAGACUCUAGAUUUGAAGUCAUAGAUGAACACCGAACAUUUAAAAAAUCGGGGGAAAAACAUACCUUUAUGCACUUUUAGGUUUUCUCUGAAGUCUAGAUCCAGCUAUGAGUUUCUUAAAUUAGCCAAAUAGGUCUGCGUUGCUCUGUUUAAACAUCACUAAUGCCCCAGGCUUGGUUUACUUGCUUUGUUCAGGGGAUCUUUGGUCUGCGCUGCAUCUUUACUACAAUUGAUUCCGCUUUAAUUUAGUGAACCAAAUCAAAAUAUAAACUAUGUUUGCAAUGAAGGCACCCAUUGAUUAAAAUGAUCUGAUGAGAAGUCAAUGAUUAGGACAGUUAAUUCCUCCAUUGUGGUUAGUAAUUGCAACUUCCAAAUAUGGUGCUUUUCUCCCCUUUAAUCAUGUAAAGCAUUGGGGUUAAGCAUCUUGGCAACUUUACAUCUUUUUAUAUUCUUUGCUGAAAUGGUGUGUACCCGACAGCUAAAUGUACUGUAAGGACUCUGAGAUACUUCACAUGAAAUCGGCCCAUGAGAUAUGCUCAAGUUUAUUGGUUAGUAGGCUUGGAUGGUUUGCAGUUUCAUUAAUAUAAAUUUGAACAUCUGGCAACAAACCAUCCCUUUAUUUUCAGAAAAUGACAAACAAAUUGCAUAACCUGUCUUUAAGAAAACAUGUCGAGUGAACAGUGAACAGGGAUUUUGAGUUUUGUGAAUAAUUUACGCAAGAGGCUCUCUCCCCCUCUAUAAAAGUGUGAGUGUAUCUAAGUAUCUUUUUUGUUAUAUUCAAAGGUGAAGUAUUUAAAAACACCAGAGUCCUCAAUCUAGGCCUAUUUUUUAGUUUAAAAAAUUUAUGAGUUCUGUAUUUCUAUUGAUAGUAGUUGUACUGCGGCUGUUGGAGAAGUCGCAGGAAGCCAUUGAGGCCUAUUUGAAUAAAGAUGUGCGAGGUUGCA